Messenger RNA from Torulaspora globosa, 1638 nucleotides. RefSeq names its product Mic60p (gene MIC60). The transcript has a single exon. The record is from RefSeq and is a predicted model, not a curated record. The coding region runs from base 1 to 1638 and encodes 545 amino acids. Gene Ontology annotation, cellular component: MICOS complex. NCBI's taxonomy places the organism in Eukaryota, Fungi, Ascomycota, Saccharomycetes, Saccharomycetales, Saccharomycetaceae. Gene Ontology annotation, biological process: cristae formation.
AUGCUGAAAUCUAAGUCACCCUCUCUGGUGAAGCAUGCGGUGACCAAGAGAAGCCUAGCGUCCAUCAACACAGGCACGGUGAGACCGGCGGCGCCAAAAUCUCACCCGUUCCGUCGGUUCCUGGUUAGGAGCUCUGUCGCUAUUUCUCUGUUUUACGCUGGGGGGGUUGCGCUGUCCCAGUACAACGAUGACUUUGGCGAUUUGUUUGUCGAGAACGUCCCGUUCGCAGAGACGCUAGUCGAUUCAUUCGAGUCGUAUCGGGAUGCAACUAUGUCGUUUCAUCCCCUGACCUUGGAAGAGUUGAGAAACAAGUUCGGUGGUAUGCUAGGAGGAAAGGUGAGCUCCGUACCCAACGAAGGUGUCAAGGCGCAAGACGCUGACGAAAGCGGUUUGAAAGCUACAGUGCCAGCUAGCAUUGAGAACAAAGACGUUGGUAGCGCUAAUUCGACCGCCAAAAACGAUGCUGUACUAGUUUAUCUGAAUCCUAUUAGCGUCGCCUUGGAUUCGGACUUGGCGGCCUCAUCCAAGUUUGGUGAUUUGGUCAAGGAACUCAACGAUACCAUAAAAGUGAUCAACGACCAAAAAAUAGCGGUUGCCAAAGAACAACUGAGCGAUAUAACUGAAGCUCACCAGAGACUCACAGUUUCCGUACUCGAAUUUAAUAAAGAUUUUGAUGCAGCGGUUCGUGAAGGCGUCUCUGCAAAGACUGCAGAAGCCUUAAAAGAACUAACUGACAAAUAUGAACGGAAGCUAAGGGAUGACGAGACCCAAUUAAUAUCCAAGUUCAGGAGGGAAUUCAAUAACUACAAGGUCGAACUGGAGGAACGUAGCUCAAAGCAACUGGCGGAAGAUUUAAAAACCAAUGAACAGACUUUAUUGGCAAAACAUGCUAAUGAGGUUGCACUGUUAUCCAUUACGCAGGUAGAAGAAUUUAACAAGAUUCUCAAGGAGAAAUUAGACGAAGAAAGAAACGGAAGACUAUCUCAUCUAAAGGACCUUGACACCGGCGUCGGCAAACUGCUCGAGUCUGUCGAAAAGCUGAACCGUAUCUUGAUGAAAAAAGAGGCCGUUACGCAGCUGACGCUAACUUUAGAAGAGCUAAGAGGAAAAUUACAAUCUUCGGAACCGCAUGCAUUAAACAUCGAGCCACAACUCAAGCAGUUGAAGUCCCUAUCGGACAUUCUACCGGAUAAGCCCAAGCCAUGCUGCAAGUCGAAGGGUCUGUCGCCUCCACUCAUCGACGUUGCCAUCGCUGAAUUAGAUAAUCUCACGGCAGGAACACAGAUCCUUACAAAUGAACAGCUAUACAACAGAUGGAACUUACUUGCCGCAGACUUUAAGACCGCCUCCUUGCUACCACCAAAUGCCGGUAUCCUGGGCCACACCUUUGCUAAGCUGUGCUCUUUCUUCCUCUUCACCAAAGAGGGUUCCUCUCCAACUAAUCAGGACCUCGACAGCGUCUUCAGCAGAGUCAAUGAGAACCUAAGACUCUCGAAACUCGAUAAGGCUGUUGAAGAAGCAGUGGCAUUGCAAGGUUGGCCUCAUGUUCUGUGCCAGGACUGGAUCAAAGACGCAAGACGCAAACUGGAGGUUGAAGCUCUGGUUGACGUGCUAGAUUGCGAGCUAAGGACUCUAUGA